CGUCAGAGACAACAACAGUGGUAGCAGCAGUGGUGGUGUUGCUGCCUUCCUCUCCAACACCUGCCAACACCUGCCAUGGCAGACCAUAUUAACCAAGACGAGAUUCGAAAGAAAAGGUUGGCACGACUCGGGGCAGGUUCUAGCAGUAGUAGCAAUAAUGGCGACUCAUCCCAAAUACUCGUCCCUCACUCCCCACAGGGUCUUCAGUUAUCAACGUCUCCUCCAGUGUCGUCUCUCCUGCCGUCGCCCUCCAAGAGGCAGCCUCCUCCCUCGCCGUUAGAUGUUACGCCCUGUAAAAAAGGCAUUGAGCCCAUGGAGGUGGAGAGUAAGGUGGAGCUGAGCAGUGACCUGGAGAACAGUUCACACUAUCGUAGCGACAACAAGAGACACAGGAGUGUAAGUACAAGUGAGGUGACCGAGGAGCUGAUGUGGGCCACUUUAUCCAAUCUCCUCCAGUGUUCUUGGCAAGGUGUUGACAACAUCUGCCCUCACACUGUAAAUGUUACAAGUGGAGCAAAAAUGGAUGAAGUAACGUCACAGGUGUUGAUGGAGGUUAUGGUGCUGUUGUGUGCUGGUGAGACGCUCGAGGGUCUGGUCGAUCCCAACAUUAACCUUUCUCAGUCACCGGAGCUUAGUACUUCCCCAACAGGAAGCAGUAGUACAACAGAUUUAUCAGAAUUAACAAGACCCAGCCAAAGUUCAGAAGCUACAGCGCUUCUCUACCUUCUACAAACUUACGCUCAUGUUAAUAAUGAAGAGAAAUUACAUCCUAAAAGAAGCAGCUCUCCUCCCAUGUUGACAUUAUUGGUGGAUGUGCGGCGUCAGUGUGUUGCUCAUGCUAGCUUACUCCUCUCAGGUUGUUUAACAAAAUGUGAGCUUCCGGCGCCAUCGCUACUGCUUCAUCCGCUGCUGAGCGAAUCACUGCCUCGGGGUUUCUUGUGUGAUCUUAUACAACACACUUUAGAACAACAAAAUGUAUUUACCAAGGUAUUUGGUCCACUUCUUCAGGGAUUAAGUUCAGCAAUGAGAAGUUGUAGCGUCACAUCACGGACAUACAUGAGAGUCUUUGAGUCACUGGAUCUGCUCACUGAUAUUAAGGCCCACAAUUCACCAUCCCGCCCAAUUUGUAAUCUAAUGGUAUCAAUGUUUUACUUCUCACAGAGCAACUGGUGUACCAAGAGUGAAUCUCAGACAGUUGGCCGUGAGAUUCUCUUUACCACUAUACUCGGACCUUUCCUGGGACUCUCCCUUUUUGCCGAGGACGACCCCCAUGUGGUGGACAAAUUCGUCAAGCACCAGAGCAAUGGACGAACAGUUCCUGAUGGCUUGCAGGAUCUAGCGAGAGAACUGGAUCACAUGCGCACUACUAUACUCCACAAGCUCUUCCAUAGUAUGCUGGUAAAUACAAUGUCCCGGGAGCCAGUCUUGUCGUUCCUUGCCAAAAUAAUCCAACACAAUGAGCGGCGUGCUCAAAUCCAUGUCGAGGAACGCCUGGUGGCUGGAGACGGACCCAUGAUUAACCUGCUCUCUGUGCUGCAGCAACUGUGUUUUAAGGUAAAACUUGAGAAGGUGGAUCCUUACUACAUGGCUCAUCCCGAUUCCCUGGUUGAUAUUUCAAAAGACUCGCGCCUGACCAUGACCCAAGAUGAGGUGGAGGAGUGGGUGAAGAAGCUGCGUUCAGGAGAGAGUUUUACAUUCCAAGAAGUCAAUUUUCACAGUCAGUGCUGGUUCCUGACUCUACACGCACAUCACUUGGGGGUGCUACCAGUGAUGCGCAAAUAUACACGACGCAUCCGAGCUAUCCGUGACCUCCAGAAAAUGGUUGAGGAGAUUGAGAGUACAGAAUCUCACUGGGGCAGCCUGCCAGUAGCAGCUAGACAGAGGGAGCUCCUCAAGAAGUGGAAAACACAACUUAAGAAACUAAAUAAAUCAAAAGUGUGCGCUGACGCGGGACUCUUGGAUGAGAGCCUGUUGGAGCGCUGCCUACACUUCUACGCUGGAGUGGCACAGAUCAUUCUACGAGCACUAAGUGGAGGACCAACCACCUUGGCUCCUCUAGGAGCAUCACUCGCUGACACUGCUUCGAUACUUCCACUCCCGCCAGACUUGCCUGAGCUCUUUGCUGCAUUUCCCGAAUGGUACUUGGACGACAUGGCAGAAUUUUUACUUUUUACCCUGCAAUAUGUACCCAAAGUGCCCAUCAAACACCUGGAGGAUCCCAUCAUUACCAUGGCCAUUGUCUUGCUGUGCUCCCCAUCACACAUCAAGAACCCCUACCUCACAGCCAAACUGGUUGAGAUGAUGUUCAUGUUGACCCCGUCGGUGCAGCAGCAUGUGGAUAGUUUACACCAUCGGAUUCUUCAUCAUCCGUUAGCGGAGCAUCUUCCAGUUGCCCUUAUGAAAUUCUACACAAUGGUGGAGUCAACGGGAGCGAGCAGCGAGUUCUAUGACAAAUUUACGAUACGAUAUCAUAUUAGUGUGAUAUUCAAGAGUCUUUGGGAAGACAGACGUCACCGACAAGCUCUUAUUACUGAAUCCAACUCAGGAAAAGAAUUUGUAAAGUUUGUUAAUCUUCUUAUGAAUGACACCACCUUCCUGCUGGAUGAGUCUCUGGAUGCCCUCAAGCGUAUUCAUGAGGUGCAAGAGGAAAUGGAGAGAGGAACUUGGGCAACGCAGUCCCGGGAGCAGCAGCAGAGUCGACAGAGAUUGCUAGCCACUGAUGAGAGACAGUGCAGGUCAUACCUAACUUUAGCAAGAGAAACUGUCGACAUGAUGCAUUACUUAACAAAAGAAGUUCCCGCCCCGUUCUUGAGGCCAGAGCUGUGUGACAGGCUAGCAGCCAUGCUCAACUUUAACCUUGCCCAGCUCUGUGGCCAGAAAUGUGGUAACUUGAAGGUGAGACAAGCGGACAAGUAUGGCUGGGAGCCGCGCAAACUCCUAGAGCAGCUGGUCGACAUUUACUUGCACCUCGACUCCACCAGAUUUUAUGAGUCUAUAGCUAAUGAUGAGAGAUCAUUCAAGAGAGAAUUAUUUGAAACAGCAGCAUCCAAACUUGAGCGAGCCGUCAUCAAGUGCAGCUCCGAAGUUGCAAAAUUCAGAAGUAUAGGGCAAAAGGCAUAUGAUGUGCAACAAGCCAAUCAGAAGAAGGAUGAGGAUUACAGUGAUGCACCUGAUCACUUUAUGGAUCCUUUAAUGCAAACUUUAAUGGAAGAUCCUGUGGAACUGCCUUCAGGAGUGGUGAUGGACAGACCCACCAUUGUGAGGCAUCUACUGAACGAUCCCACUGAUCCCUUCACUCGCCAGCCUCUCACUGAAGAACAACUCCUUCCAGCUGAGGCACUGAAGAAAGAGAUAAAUGAUUGGAUUGCAGCUAAGAGUAACCCCAAUAGUGCAUCUUGAGGGCAGGAUGGCAAUAGCUGGACUUUUUGUUCGUGUUGUGGUGUUCAGGUCAGCUGACCAUUCAUCACCCUAGCAAAUGGGUGUGAGUGUACUGUCUGAAUGGAAGACUGUUGUGUGGAUGUCAGGUGCAUAUUACUGUAAGCUGAAGAAUGGCUGCUCUUGCCUCUGUAGGGCUAAGUAGAUUGUAAAUGUAUGGGUGUGUCUGCCUUCCACCGUUUUAAAUAAUGUGCAAUUUUCAUAUGGCUUGAAAUGAGGAGGAAAGAUGCAGUAGGUUGAUAUUGAAAUGUAAUGUCACUCCUUGAAUAUCAUGGUACUACUGAUUAUGUAAAUAAAUUAUAUUAGCAUUUUAAACACAAUUAUUGGUUCUUACUCAAAUUUUUUCCAGUAAAUUAAACAUAAUUUUAAAGCUUUUGUCACUAAGUUCAAAAAUGUAUUUUAUAAAUUUGCAUUAGCUUAAAUGUAUUUUAUGAAACAGUGGCAGCAUAUUGUGUGAAGUGAUGAAAGGUAAUCAAGACUGUGUGGAAUAUGUAGGGAUGGAGAAAAGCUCCUAUGUAGCUUUAUCAUCAGGUGUAGCCAUUGCUGUUCCUCAUCUCAGUUAAGCUCAUCAUAAAAUCAGUCUUGCAUUAUGUACAUUUUCCACUUUAGUUAUUUAAAGAGUAUGUUUUGUUACUGUCUCAGUAUAUUAGUAUAUGCUCUGGUGGUGCAGCUUGACCAUUGACUUCUCUCAUCUCCAUGAAAAUUUGGUUAGGCCAGUUUGUAGGCCUAGUACAUGUGGUCUGUGGGGCGGGCUGCCAGACCUUGAUAUAAUUAUGUCCUUACACUGGAAAUAUGCAAAUUUGUUGCUGCCUGGUCUGAGACCAGGUCAUAGGGAUACGUUCCCCAGAAUCAUUGAUACAUAACUAACACGUACAGGUAUUCAUCUGGAUGUGAACAAUUUUUAAUUUAUCUUAAUUUUCUUUCUGAUGGACUAUGAACUAUGACUUGAUACCAUAUUUUCUGGCAUAUAAAGCCCUCCUUUUUUCCCACAAAGAAGUCUUGGAAAAUCAGCCUGCACCUUAUAUGCUCAAGGUCAGAGUCAAGGGUAGGCUUUGGGCUAUGCUUUAGCAUAAAGUAAGAGGGCAAUUAACCCUUGAAUAUCAGCACUGAUUUACCGUUAUGAUACUUCUGUCGUGUGCCUUAUGUGCCAGAAAAUACGGUAAUCAGUUGGCAAAGGCUGUUGAGAGUUUCAGCAAGUUAGCUGUUGGGCUCCAUAGUGAGUUUGAGAACAGUAGUUAAAAGCAGUGUGUUUAUCUCUUCAUUAAAUAAUUCAUUGCUCACCUAGUUGAGUUAACUCACUUGUGGAUUCAAGUGUGUGGUAAGGGAGGACAAAGAGGUCAGUGGCACUAAAAAAUAAAUAAAAAAGACACAAAAAUCUUUGUGUUUGUACAGUAAAUAUUUUAUUUGGUCAAUAAAGUUUGAUCUUUCUUACUUGGAAAAAGUAGCCAUUUGUAAAAUAGUGACUUUCACUAUCAUUUUUACAUUUUUUCACUCGUGGGGAAAGCUUCCGGGUCAAGUACUUGACCAGUUUGGGGCUUAGCUCAACUUAGGGACAGGUGCAGCUGGAGAGUUCUAGGUGGUGCCUAGGUAGAAACAAAGAGCCUUAGGCCUCAGGUGGCUCCUAGUUGGUACUCAGGUGGCACUAGUUUUUAACCAAGUCUUGGCAUGCUGGCAUUGUGAGGUAAAAGGUGGUAAUCAAGGUGCUAAGUGGAGCUUUGAGUGGGAACUCUUCGUUGAACUUGGCCCAUUGUGUACUCAAUGUAGACACUUCAGAAAGACAUGACAGAUACACGAAUGACUCACAAAAUCGUACUAACACGAUUGCAAAUAAAUCACUGAACGAGUGAGGCUCGAACCCAUAGCGAGUCCUGAAAUUCACAGGCCAGUGCGUUAGCCACUGGCCAUGGAUUCAAAUACCCACUCAUUCUAUGAUUUGGUAUAUGAAUGAAUUGUAGUGUUUCAUAAUAUAUAUGACUGAAUCAUAAGGUUAUGUUUUUUAUUUUUCUCUUUCAAAUUAAAAAGUCACAUCCUGCAUGGGAACACAGUAUAUGUAAUAAAAGGUAUACCAAGAGUGGGUUUACAUUUUUUAGACAAGCUGGUAUACAUAAUGGAUUGUCUAUUGGCCAGAAAGUAGGUAAAAGACACGUAUGCACAGAUCAAACCAUUAAGGAAAUCUUUUGUCACAAAUGUUUUCAUGCAAAGUCAUUUGUGAUGACAUGUUUU
Messenger RNA from Cherax quadricarinatus, 5658 nucleotides. RefSeq names its product Ubiquitination factor E4B (gene Ube4B). Gene Ontology annotation, biological process: protein polyubiquitination. NCBI's taxonomy places the organism in Eukaryota, Metazoa, Arthropoda, Malacostraca, Decapoda, Parastacidae. Gene Ontology annotation, cellular component: nucleus; cytoplasm; ubiquitin ligase complex. Gene Ontology annotation, molecular function: ubiquitin-ubiquitin ligase activity. The record is from RefSeq and is a predicted model, not a curated record.